CGACCUCGGCUUCAGAACAGCUUGAAUGAAGUUGAAAAGAACAAACGUCUGUCCUGUCGUAGCGUGGUAAACAUUCCAUUUUUAUGUAGGAGAAGAUAAUAUAGCAUUUAUAAAAUUUUUUAACGCGAACUCACGAAAUUUCCCACAAACGGGUUAUGACUCAUAGCUGCACUUGUCAUUGAAUUUGUCUAUUGCUUUCUCGCUUCACUGCUCAGUAAAAGCGAAUGAACAGUCGGGGCAAUGCAAAGCAUGGUGGACUUGGCGUCCCUGGAACGUUGUUCACAUUUGUUACGAAUAAUUCACGGAAAGCGCGCAAAGAGUGAUUUACUGACGUGUCUUUUAAUUUCGUUAACCGAUAAUCACGAUAAUUUUAAUUAGUAGUUGAAACUUACUUCCGUCCUAAGUUCUCAAAUCUCCAUCUGUGUUCCAUCAGAUGUGUAUAUCACUAUAAAACAGAAGCACCUUUUAAAUAGCUUCAAUUUUCCUACCUGUACAAGAUAUUUUUGUGUAUCCGUCACAACCAAAGAGUGCUUUGUUACUUAAUGAUCAGAGAUUUAACAUAAUUUAAUGUUAAAAGUUGGGAUCAUAUAAUAUAUAUAACAAAGUAUUGAGUGAUAUUCUGCCAAAUAUCGUUUCCUCAAAACUUAUCAAGUCAAGUAUUACUACAUGCAUAAAGUAUGAACGGCCAGGUGAAAGAUGUGCCAUGUGGCAUUCAGUGUUUAAAACACAUAUGCAACAAUUGCUGUGUACAUCAUCAGAUCAAUUGGAAGCCAUGGUAUCAAGCUGGGAUACUGGUGACUACUUUCCUCGCGUAUACUUGCUACCAUUUGACUCGGAAGCCAAUAUCUGUGGUGAAAAAUGUCCUGAGCCAAAAUUGUAGCGGAAUACUGCCACCUUCCGAUGUCCCAAUAAAUGACAGUAUUCAUUGGUGCGAUUGGGCUCCAUUUGACACGGAAGAUGCGCCGGCGUUACUCGGUUUGCUGGACUCAUCGUUUCUCUUCGCAUACGCGGCAGCUAUGUUUCUCAGUGGGAUUAUAGCAGAAAGGGUAAAUCUGCGAUACUUCCUUUCUCUCGGUAUGAUCGCGUCUGGUAUAUCCUGUUACCUAUUUGGGAUCGCCAGGCCUUACGGUAUUCAUAACUUGUGGUACUUCGUCCUCGUGCAGGCAAUAGGCGGAGUAUUUCAAACCACGGGUUGGCCUGGCGUGGUGACAGUCGUAGGGAAUUGGUUCGGCAAGAAAAAACGCGGUUUCAUCUUCGGUGUGUGGAACUCGCAUACAUCCUUAGGGAAUAUACUAGGCAGUGUGAUCGCGGCGAACUAUGUCGAGUCCGAUUGGGGCCUGAGUUUCAUGGUGCCUGGCGCUAUAAUGGGACUGGUCGGGUUCUUCAUCUUCCUGUUCCUAGUGCCGAAUCCUACCGACGUAGGGUGUAGCCCGCCUAACUCUCAUGUGUACAGAAAGAUCGAGGCGUCCAACAGUUCGGAUGAUGAUGCCUAUGUCGAUGUCGGUGACGGUCCCCACACUACCGGAGAAGAUCGUGUCACCUAUCGCUGUGUCUACCGUGAUCAAGUUGCCGCUGACGACCCGAAUGAUAAUUCACGAUCCGAAAGCAGUCCGAUGUUAUCGGGACAUCGACGCAUUUACGGCGCACCUCAAGAUAGCGCGAUUGGAUUUGUGGGAGCCAUGAAGAUACCUGGUGUCAUCGAGUAUUCCUUAUCUCUGUUCUUCGCGAAGCUCGUUAGCUAUACAUUCCUUUACUGGUUACCACUGUACAUUGCAGCUUCGACUACGUAUGGUACAAGCUUAAGCGCAUAUUUGUCGAUUUUAUUCGACGUCGGCGGUAUAGUAGGCGCUAUAGUGGCUGGAGUUCUAUCCGACUAUACCGGCAUGAGCGCUUUCACAUGCGUUAUCAUGUUUGGACUUACAUUUCCCGCAUUAUUUAUAUACGAUUACGUCAGAAACGCCAGUCUAGGCGUCAACGUGAUACUGCUACUGAUCGCGGGAUUAUUGGUAAAUGGUCCAUAUGCCUUGAUAACGACUGCAGUGUCCGCCGAACUUGGGACUCACCCUAGCUUAGGUGAAAAUUCAAAGGCCUUAGCCACAGUGACUGCCAUUAUCGAUGGUACUGGCAGCAUCGGAGCCGCCGUAGGUCCGUUGUUAGCAGGUCUAGUGUCUCGAUGGGCUGGAUGGCACAAUGUAUUUUACAUGUUGAUGGGCUCAGACUUAUUGGCUUUAUUGCUUCUGUCCAGAUUAGUUUAUAGGGAAUUGAGAUUAUACGUGCAAAGACGACGAAUUCUUUGAAUAUAGGCUGUAAAUUAG
Molecule: messenger RNA, 2315 nt
Organism: Dinoponera quadriceps
Lineage: Eukaryota; Metazoa; Arthropoda; Insecta; Hymenoptera; Formicidae
Gene: MFS16
Product: sugar phosphate exchanger 2
Exons: 10
Coding region: 678-2297 (539 amino acids)
Biological process (GO): transmembrane transport
Cellular component (GO): membrane
Molecular function (GO): transmembrane transporter activity
Source: RefSeq, a predicted model, not a curated record